AUGGUCCCAAAGGAAGAGUGGCCCGUACAUUCUGUUUGUGAUGUUUCAACUUUCACUCUCCUCCCUCAAAAUGUCAGCGAUUUCCGAUCAAGAGAUCCACCGCGCUGGAGACCUAAACACACUCCAAUAUUCGUCAACCAAUGCAUCUAUGACUCCUUCUAUUAUCCUUCCGUUCUAAUUCUCAUUGCCUCUCAACCUCCAAUGGAACUUUCUUUUCCGAUCUCCACUGACUUCCACCGUCAUAGACUCUCAGUCUCUCUCCAUCGAUUCGAACUUGUCUGCUCCACUACCGUCAAAUUUCGAUCAACUUCCAUCCGUUCUCAAACACCCCUGUCUCUUCUUACUCUAUAUGAAAAUCAAACCCCUCCGCUCUGUUUUUUCAAAUUGCUCCCCAAACCGGUAGCCUAA
Molecule: messenger RNA, 408 nt
Organism: Vicia faba (fava bean)
Lineage: Eukaryota; Viridiplantae; Streptophyta; Magnoliopsida; Fabales; Fabaceae
Source: the annotation of a GenBank genome assembly